Messenger RNA from Malania oleifera, 3147 nucleotides. RefSeq names its product probable serine/threonine-protein kinase PBL19. Gene Ontology annotation, biological process: protein phosphorylation. The coding region runs from base 1537 to 2781 and encodes 414 amino acids. NCBI's taxonomy places the organism in Eukaryota, Viridiplantae, Streptophyta, Magnoliopsida, Santalales, Ximeniaceae. Gene Ontology annotation, molecular function: protein kinase activity; ATP binding. The transcript is spliced from 5 exons. The record is from RefSeq and is a predicted model, not a curated record.
AUUUGAACAUUUUCAUUUAAAUUAUAGAACCGACAUCAACGCAACUUGCGACACGCAUGACCGAUUUGUGAAAAAAAUAAACCUCUAGCGUUCACCAUACACACAAUCGAUCUAGAAUGGAUCAUAGAGAAUAGUAAACCAUUUUUUAUUUAUUUAUUACGUCGAGUGUCCUCAACUGACAUCUACCAGAUUACCCUGAGAUGCAACACAGCAGAGACUAAUCCGAUGCCCGGCCGAACCCACCCCAAGGCCCUGCAAGGUGGUAAGUAAACCAUUUUUGUUCAUAACAUAGAUGACCGACUUGAGAAGAAUAGGAAUACUUUGGUCUUCGCCGAAAAGGACAAUAGGCCUCCAGCUCAUGGGAGCAUUUAAGUCAUUUCGACUCUUAAAGAAGAGAGGGAGAGGGAGAGGGAGAGGGAGAGGAAUGGCUUGGUGAGUCAUUAAAUGGAAGGGGGCAAACUUUCUUAUCCAAAAUCAUGUCAUCAAAAUGAUAACUCUCUCUUUCUAUGAGGCGGAAGCGCAGGAAAUUGCCUUACCAUUACCUUUAGCUCUAGCCCUGGUUUAAGGUUUCUCCCUCUCUUUAACCCUCCUCCUCGAAUGCUACUGUUUUGGUCUUCAUCUUUCCUUUCUUUUUCGAUGAACAGUCAAUUGUAAGAGUCCGCGUUCAUACCCAAAAUCAGUGAAUCACACUCCAACACUCAACGAAACCGAACUAUGACAUAGCAAUGUCUCAAUAAUAUAAUAAAUAAAUAAGAACAUAAAUAAAUGUGAAUGGGGUCCUUAGAAAAUGUGAAGCUGCAACUUGGAAGGAUCCUGGUCUCUUGGCGGGCUAGAUAUCAGGUAGUCUUCUCGUCUGUCUUUGCUGUCUUCUUAAAUUUUUCUUCUCGGACACGGCACCCUCGGUCUCUCUCUCUCUCUCUCUCUCUCUCUCUCAUAUUUUAACUCCAGUUCAAUAUUUUCCACAUUUGAUCCGCGUAUCUUCUCUUCUCACACGGGUUUCUCUUGGUUGUGUCCAAUUUGAGGUUACAGGUUCCAUCACUUGCUUCCUCUGCAGGGGGUUUUUGCCCUACAAAAAUUUCUGGGUGACUUCUUUGGGAGCCCUACUCUGUUGUAAUUUUUGGUUCAAACCCUCGCAUGGGUUUUGGGUUUUAGCCUUGUAUUCUUUGGUCUCUCGUUGUUCUCACGUGUUGCGCUGAACUCCCGCCUGGGUGUUAUGUGUUUUCAUUCUUUUUCUAUAUAAGACUCAUCUUUUCCUUCAAUUUUCCCAUUCUGCCUUGUUUUUAGUCUUCUGGGUCUCAUUAUUUUACCUCAGUUCUUCCGUCAUUCGCUUGUUUUCCUUCUUGUUUUCUCUCCCAAUUCUGACUUGCAUUUACAUAUAGUCUGGCUCCUCUUCUUUCCCCACCAUAGUUGUGCAGUUGCUAUUAGCAGAAAUCCGGAUUCAGAAUUGGAAAAUAUUGAAAGCUUUUAGACCAUAUGGUGAUCUGUUGAAUGUGAACUAAUACAAACACGAGUUUGGAGAUAUUGAAGGCUUAGAAAAUGAAGUGCUUCUAUUACCUCAAGGAUAAAUCCAAGUCCCGGAAAGCAGAAUCAGCACCGGAAUUGGCCAACCAGAGCAGAUCGAAUUGUUCGGCGCAGCCGAGUCGGGGGGUGAACUCCUCGAGAUCCCUACCAUCUCCUAGGAGCCUAGCUGAAUUGCACAAAGAGAAGGAGCACAAUUUGAGAGUUUUCUCUUUGCAGGAGCUCAGGACUGCAACUAAUGAUUUCAGCAGGUUGCUGAAGAUCGGUGAGGGUGGAUUUGGGAAUGUAUAUAAAGGCACGGUUAUGCCUGCGUGUGGCCGCGGUGACCCCAUGGUGGUUGCCAUUAAAAAGCUUAAUAAAAAUAGCUUGCAGGGUCAUAAACAAUGGCUCGCUGAGGUUCAAUUUCUUGGCAUUGUUGAUCACCCAAACCUUGUAAAACUUUUAGGAUUCUGUUCUACUGAUGGAGAAAGAGGAAUCCAACGGUUGUUGGUAUAUGAGUUCAUGCCUAAUAAGAGCUUAGAACACCAUCUUUUCAGCAGGGCUUUGCCUACUCUUCCCUGGAAAACGAGAUUACAAAUUAUUCUUGGUGCGGCUCAAGGAUUGGCUUAUCUGCAUGAGGGGCUGGAAGUCCAGGUAAUAUAUCGAGACUUUAAAUCGUCAAAUGUGCUUUUGGAUGAGAAUUUCAAGCCAAAACUAUCAGACUUUGGGCUUGCAAGGGAAGGACCAACUGGUGACCGCACUCAUGUAUCCACAGCGGUGGUUGGGACUUAUGGAUAUGCUGCUCCAGAAUAUGUUGAAACUGGCCAUCUUUCAGUCAAGAGUGACAUAUGGACUUUUGGUGUGGUGCUCUACGAGAUCCUCACAGGCAGGCGAACAGUUGAAAGAAAUCGCCCGGCCAUGGAGCAGAAACUGCUAGAAUGGGUGAAACAGUUUCCAGCUGACAGCAGAAAGUUUAGCAUGAUAGUGGACCCAAGGCUCAGAGACCAGUAUUCUCUCAGUGCAGCUCGGAAAAUUGCAAAGUUGGCAGAUAGCUGCCUGAACAAGAAUGCAAGAGAUCGGCCAACAAUGGGUCAAAUUGUUGAGACCUUAAGACAAGCUAUUCAAGAUUCUGAAGAGGGAAGUCCUUCGCAAAACAUAGCUGAGUCAUCAGGAACACAUUCUGUGGCUUCAGAUAAACACCCAAAUCACACGGGAGUUGCUGACUUCGUGAAGGGGAAAAUGGUGCACGGUGGUCGGAGGAGAGAAAAUUCAUAUGGGGCAUGAAUUCUCAAAUAUCACAGAUUGGGGCGCGCUGACCAUGUAUCUCAUCAUUAUUCAUCUCAAAUCCAUUCAACACAAAUGUCCAAGGAAUUCUAGCUUUCUUUGGGCCUUAAUUAAUAUUCAACUUAAUGGAACCAUUUAAAAAAUUUUUUCAUUGAGAUGUUUGUUUUCCUUUUUUCUUAAUUUAUUAUUAUGGUUUUGUUUUUAAUGAGUUUUAAAUUUCACGAAGGGAGCAGAAGAAAUAAGUAGAAGAGUUGGGAGGGAACUGAUAUGUAUAUAUAUAGAAGGGAUGUAAAUUUCUAUACCCAAGGAGGAGACUUAUGAUGUAAUAUAAUUGAAAUGUUAUUCUCUUGAUUUAACAGACAAAAA